Molecule: messenger RNA, 1572 nt
Organism: Scedosporium apiospermum
Lineage: Eukaryota; Fungi; Ascomycota; Sordariomycetes; Microascales; Microascaceae
Product: Glucan endo-1,3-beta-D-glucosidase
Exons: 3
Coding region: 1-1572 (523 amino acids)
Biological process (GO): cell wall organization; carbohydrate metabolic process
Cellular component (GO): cell surface; extracellular region; fungal-type cell wall
Molecular function (GO): glucan endo-1,3-beta-D-glucosidase activity; 1,3-beta-glucanosyltransferase activity
Source: RefSeq, a predicted model, not a curated record
AUGCACUCUGUUGCAAACUCCCUGGCCCUAGCGGCCGUCGUCUCGACAGCCGCCGCUGCCAUCCAGGGCUUCAACUACGGCAACACUUUCACAACCGGCCAGGUCAAGUCCCAGUCCGACUUCGAGGCCGAAUUUAAGGCGGCGCAGGGUCUCGACGGUACCAAUGGCGCCUUUAACAGUGCUCGUCUCUAUACCAUGAUCCAAGGAAACACCGCCAACGACCCAAUCGAAGCCAUCCCCGCCGCAAUCAGCACCAAGACUAGCCUCCUCCUCGGCCUCUGGGCCUCUGCCGGCGAAGCCAUCUUCAACAACGAGCUCGCCGCCCUGCAAAAGGCCAUCCAGAAAUACGGCGACAGCCUAUCCGGCGUCGUCGCCGGCAUCUCCGUCGGCAGCGAGGACCUCUACCGCAUUUCCCCAACUGGCAUCGCCAACAAGGAAUUCGCCGGCGCCAACCCGGACACCCUCGUCGGCUACAUCAAGUCCGUCCGCGACCUCGUCAAGGGCACUGCCCUCUCCGGCGUCAAGAUCGGCCACGUCGAUACCUGGACCGCUUUUGUUAACGGAUCGAACAAGGCUGUUAUUGACGCUUGCGAUUGGCUUGGUUUUGAUGGUUAUCCUUAUUUCGAGGAUACGCAUGCCAACAGCAUCUCGAAUGGGGCUGCUCUCUUUAACGAUGCUCUUGGUGCUACGAGGGCUGCUGCUGGCGGCAAGGAGGUUUGGAUUACGGAGACUGGUUGGCCUGUGAGCGGAAAGAACUUUGGCGAUGCCGUUCCCUCGAUUGAGAAUGCCAGGAAGUACUGGAAGGAUGUUGGCUGCCCCCUGUUCGGUAACACGAAUGUGUGGUGGUACACUCUCCUCGAUGCUGCCCCGACUACCCCUAACCCUAGCUUCGGUAUUAUCAAGGACUUGAACUCUAAGCCGCUCUAUGACCUCUCUUGCGAUGGUUCAUCUAAUGGCGGCAACAACGGCGGAAACAACAACGGUGGUAACAACAACGGUGGUAGCAAUGAUGGCGGCAACAGCGGCGGUAAUGAUAGCGGUAACAAUAGCGGCAAUAACAACGGUGGCAACAACGAUGGCAACAACGGCGGUAGCAACGGCGGUAACAACGGUACCUCUCCCUCUUCGGGUAGUGGAAACACUACCCCAACCCCCACGGGUGGAAGUGGCAGCGGAAGCACGGGUAAUGGAACUAAUACCCCAGUCCCCACAGACUCAGGCAAUAGCGGGAACAACGGUGGCUCCGACUCCGGAUCGGGCUCUGGUUCUGGCACCAAUCCUGGCUCCAAUCCUGGCUCCAAUUCUGGCUCCGGCUCAGGGUCUGGUUCUGGAUCUGGUUCGGGCUCUGAUUCGGGUUCGGGCUCUGGCUCUAGCUCCGGUUCCGGUUCCGGAUCUGGUUCUGGCUCGGGAUCUGGGUCUGGCUCGGGAUCUGAUUCAGGUUCGGGCUCUGGCACAGGAUCCGGCUCCGGCUCCAACGACCAACAGGCCGCCCCGAGCGCCGGCAGCUCCAACAACCUCAACACCAUGCUCGCCUCCGCCAUCGCCCUCAUCGCUGCCGCCACGGUAUUCUAA